Puccinia triticina is the source of this 1479-nucleotide messenger RNA. RefSeq lists its product as uncharacterized. The coding region runs from base 1 to 1479 and encodes 492 amino acids. The transcript is spliced from 3 exons. The record is from RefSeq and is a predicted model, not a curated record. Lineage: Eukaryota; Fungi; Basidiomycota; Pucciniomycetes; Pucciniales; Pucciniaceae.
AUGGCCAGCCCACACCCCAGGCCCGCCGAGCUGGCCCUCGACGACGACGAGCGCCGGCUGGGCAUGGAGAUCGAGGCCGAGCACCAGCUCGGAGUCUCCAACUGGAUCCCCCUCUUCCUCGUCAUCCUCCCCAACCUCGGCGCAAUAUCUCCAAAGCUCUACGCCUCCGCCCGAACCACCCGCAUCCUCAGCCAGGCCCGCGCCGCCCCAAGGAGAGCGGAGGCCGGCUGCGCCAAGACGGUCUAUCCGAUCCGCAGCCACCAGGCCCUCACCGAACUCAAGCGGAACGAGAUGGCCUUCCUCCUCCUCGCCACCUUCUCCCCCGCCCUCGGCAUCGCCCUGCUGCUCUACCUCCACACCAAGCUCGACCUCGGCCUCGAGUACCUCGACAGCCACUCCACCGUGCUCUACCUGCUCUCCUCGCUCGUCAAGCCGCUCGGCCACCUCCACCACCGUCUCCUCCAGCGCUCCCGCUUCCUCCAGAGCCAGCUCCAGUUCCCCACCCGGCUGGCCGACCAGUUCAACCAGACCAUCGACCAGCUGGCCCUCCAGCUCGCCGAGCUCCAGCGCUCCUCGCCCUCCAAGUCGCAGCUCGACGCCUUCGCUAGGACCCACAUCGACACCCCGCUCGCCGCCCUCUCCGAACGGCUGGCCAAGUACCAGAGCAACGACGAGCUCCUCCAGCUCAGGGCCGCCGCCAGACUCUCCGGAAUCGAAGAAACCCUGGCCGAGAUCUCCGGCCAGCUCGACUCCGCCGAGCAGACCCUCAACAGCCUCAUCCAGCAGGACCAAUCCCAACACGCCUCGCCCAUCCAUUCCCUGGGCAAGAUCGUCCACGAACUGCUCCUCGAGCCCCGUCCAUCCACCAAGCCCGCUCCCAAACCAAUCACCCACGACCCCCAUUCUCCCGGACCCUACAAGCGUCCGGCGGCCCGUCUCCAAGCAGAAGAAGAGCACACGAGCACCCCAGGCUACCUCGCCGCCCUCCUCCGUCUCCUCAGCCCACCACUGCCCAACAAACCAGCGUCGCGCCCGGCGAAGAGAAGCAUGUCGGCCGCCAGGCUGCUCAUGUGGCCCUUCCACACCAUCCUCAUCGCCCCGCUGGGCCUGCUGCUCUCGACCACCCUCCGUCUCCUGCGUCUCCCGCUGCGCCUCGUGCCCUGGCUGGUCCCCCCCGCCAGUCAGCCGGCCGCAGCCGGCCGGAGCGCCCGCCGCCGGGACCACCACCACCACCGCCACCACCACCACCAGCGCACGCACCGCUCCCCAUCUCCCCCGCCCAAACCCGCCCCCUCCCCGCCCGACUCUCUCUCCCCCGCUACCACUAGCCCCGACAGCCAACACGCCCAGCUCCACUUCCUCCUCCACCCCCAUCUCGACCAGCCCGACAACAGCAAACCGAUCCAAUGGGCUAACGAGCCCGCGUUCUAUGACCCUGCCGACGACGACCAGCGCACGUAUCAGGACCAUCUCUUCUGA